AUGUCCAUCAGCGAUCGCCAUGCCGGCCCUGCUCCGGCCGGGCCCCGCAGCGCCGCGUCCCGCCCGCCCUCAGCGCCCCCGAGUUGCCCUUCCUGCGGCCGCCAGCGGGUGGCGCUGCCGAGUCACCGACGGGGCGCGGCGGGGGCUGCGCGGGAGCGGAGCGGGAACGCACCGGGAGCGGGAACGGAGCCGGGAAUGCACCGGGAGCGGAGCGGGAGCGGAGCGGGAGCCGGGUCUGGCUCGGCGGCCCCGUCGUGGGUGGCGGGAGGCGGCGGAGAAGGUCUCCUGCCUUACUCUUCAGGAGGCCCACAUUUUCCCUGGACUUCCUUUUGCUUUUGCUGCUGGGAAGCUUUUCCUCAUCACCUUUCAGUGCCUGGACCCGAGGCGAGAUCCUCAGCUGGGAUAAAUCAGCUCCGCUUCCCUGUGGCCGAGGGAGGUAGGAAGAUGCACAGUGGUUGUGGACACAACCUGCCUUGUUUGGAGACUGGACCUCUUCUUUUCCCUGAAUGACUGGAAUGACUUGGAGUGUGUUUUUAUGCAGUUCAUAGAUGCAGAUAGGUCUGUAUGGCUCUUCUACUCUAGCCAGUG
Molecule: messenger RNA, 588 nt
Organism: Melozone crissalis (California towhee)
Lineage: Eukaryota; Metazoa; Chordata; Aves; Passeriformes; Passerellidae
Product: translation initiation factor IF-2-like
Exons: 4
Coding region: 1-510 (169 amino acids)
Source: RefSeq, a predicted model, not a curated record